CUUUCAGGUGCUGAGAUGCGAGCUGGAACAGGAAGCAGGUAAGAAGUAUUUAUUUUGCCUGCUUAUUCGUAAAUGAGUUAAGUUGGCUUGGUGGUCUGCAUCAAAGAAUCUCAUUUAGAGGAUAAGCACAGAGAGGAAAACGGCUUACCAACUGCAAAAGUGAAACAUGAAGUCAGUAUUUCAAGUAUCACACGGUCAUGGAGGAUGACACAUUCAGAAGACGGAACGCUAUAAUAAACCAGGCUUUGAGGAAAUGCUAUCUUUACUCUGACAAGAGGUGUUACAAUGAAUAAUAACUAUUCUCUUCUUGAUCAGACUUGGGGGGACAACUACUUGGAGCAGAGGGCUAACCACCACAGGACGAGAUAAGCCUCUGCGGAGGUCAAGAUGUCACAAAAUCCUGUUUCAUCAAAAGCUGAAGGAAUUUUAUGUAGGUCAUGGAGAAAAAUGUACUUUGGAUGGAAGAAAAUCAAUGAAAGGAAGCAAGAGAGAGACUUACUUUAUAUGCGUCAGCAAAAAAGGAUAGCGGAAACUCCUUUAUUUAAGGCUGCCAAGGAGAAUGACAUCCACACCCUCAAAAUGCUGCUUGAGUGUUCCACCACUGAUCCCUUCAUACGAGGUGCCCUGGGUGAGACAGCAUUACAUAUUGCUGCGCAGUUCAACAGCUAUGAAGCAGCCCUUGUACUGUUGAACACUGUACCAGACCUUAUUAAUGAACCAAUGAAGUCUGAAUUAUAUAAUGGGCAGACUGCAUUGCACAUUGCUGUGGUGAAUAAAAAUGUGAACCUUGUGAAACAGCUGCUACAAAUGGGGGCUGAUGCAAUUACACCUCGAGCAACUGGAACAUUCUUCCAAAGGAGUCCAGGCAAUAUCAUUUACUAUGGUGAACAUGUCCUGUCCUUUGCUGCUUGUGCAGGGAAUGAAGAGAUUGUUCGACUCAUCAUUCAAGAGGGUGCCUGUAUCACCACAAAAGAUUCUCUAGGAAACACAGUGUUUCACAUCCUGGUUCUUCAGCCCAACAAGAAUAGUAGCUCAGUGAUGUAUGAUAUACUCAUGGCAUAUGAUAAGAAAGAAAAUGGAAUUCCUGCUGAUCAAAUACCCAAUAACGAGGGACUAACCCCCUUCAAACUAUCAGCCAAGGAAGGAAAUCUGGUGAUGUUUCAACAUUUAUUGCAGAAGAUGAAACAGGUCCAGUGGUCAUAUGGAUCAUUGAAUUCCACCCUUUAUGACAUCACAGAAAUAGACACUUGUGGGCAUGACUUCUCUGUUUUGGAGCUAGUUCUAACAACUGAAAAGAAGGAGGCUCAUCACAUCAUAGACAUGACACCAGUAAAAGAACUUGUGGGACUAAAGUGGCACCAACAUGGGAAGCACUACUUCAGAUUGUUCUGCAUAUUGUACCUGAUUUACAUCUCUCUUUUUACUGCCUGCUGUAUCAACCGUCCACUUAUGCCACGUACUGACAAUGCCACAGAUCCAUCCGAUUUAACCAUCUUUGUAAAAAGGCCACUGCAGGAGUGUUACAAAACAAAAGAAGACUACACACGACUGGUAGGUGAAAUCAUCAGCGUCAUUGGUGCAGUACUUAUAAUUCUAAUCGAGGUUCCUGAUGUUCUUCGAUUUGGUAUGAAGAUUUACUUUUGGAAAUCUCCCAUAGGCGGCCCAUUUCAUUGUAUUGGCAUGUGCUAUGCUUGUCUGGUUCUCAUUACUCUGAUCCUAAGACUGACCAGCACAGAAGGUGAGGAUGUGUCUAUGUCUAUGGCCUUGGUCCUGGGAUGGAUGUAUACCUUGUACUUUGCACGUGGAUUCAAGCUACUGGGCCCUUACGCCAUCAUGAUUCAUAAGAUAUUAUUCACAGAUGUGAUCCAGUUUAUAUGGAUUAUGGUCUUCAUAACACUUGGCUACACAGCAGCUUUUCAGGUUAUAUUUGCAACACAAAACCCAACAGGCAUUCCUGCUUUUGCUUACUUCUCCAUGGCUUUGCAGAGUACAUACUACCUCUUUUUGAAUGUGCUGAAUGUACCCACAAAUUAUCAAAUGACUCUACCGAACAUGUAUGUCAUUACCUAUACAACGUUUGCUUUGCUCUGCCCAGUGGUAUUACUCAACCUCCUCAUAGCCAUGAUGGCCGACACAUACUUUAGAGUAAUGAAGGCACAAGAACAGCUAUGGAGAGUUCAGGUGGUUGCCACGACUGUUUUGCUGGAACGCAAAAUGCCAAAAUUCCUAUGGCCACGGACUGGGAUUUGUGGUAAAGAGUAUGGCUUAGGAGAUCACUGGUAUCUGAGGAUAGAAGAAAAGAAAGAUUUAUCAGUGAAUAACAUUCGUCCAUAUGUUGAAGCAAUUUCCAACUCUCAAAGCAGCAUUAAGGCAAAAGAAAAACUGUCUGAGUCUCCGAGUCAAAACUCACAGUUGUCAAAAACGUUCAGCAUAUCACAAUCUGGUAAUGGUAAUGUUCCGGAGUCACAGAGUGUAACCAUUCCAGACUGUCAAGGCACAAGUGAACUAAAAGUUACAAACUUAAAUUAUUCACAGCCACCAAAUGUGAAUUUAAAAGUUCCACAAAACUUAACCAGAAAAGGAGCUAAGCGUAAUUUUUCCCGUGGCUGGGAAGUUAUCCGUCUUGCUACUGUGAAUAAGACAUUGUGGGAAUCAAAUUCCAAAAAUGAAGAAGUAGUGUAUCACAUCUGAACAAUUCUGUGGUGAUAUCACAUGUUUUAUUUCAUGUUUAAUAUGGAACUCAGGGAGCAAUUGCACUUUUUACUGUAAGUCUUCAAAACAAUUCAGAUGUUCAACCAUGCCAGCAAGCAACGCAAGGCACUGUUACAUUUGUGUUGCUGUACUACAUAGACAUGGGCUACAGAUGUUGUUAGUCAUGUUAUUAAAAUACAAACAGAAAUAAGCUGAAGCAAAAGAUACUUAUAUGAAGAAUACCUUUGCAAAAAUGUGUGCUUUAACCAACUACUCAUAGGCAUACAAAUCCAUUGUUAAUAAAUCAGUUUAAAACAUGUCAUCUGGUAGAGAAGCAUUGCUCUUAUUAAGAUAGUAACAAAAACUGUGCAUUACAGGUUCUUGCACAGAGGGAUGAAGACCUGAGUCCAAACCAGUUGACUCGAUGUCAUCUAGUAUCCAGGGCACUAAAGAAGCUGUCAGGUAGGGUUGGAGUAAGUAGCUUAUGGCACCUCACCCACUACAUGACACAGGAAGCAGAGAGAUGCAAAUGAGGGCCUGGAUGUGGAAGACCAGCAAACAACAUGGUUCAUAGGUUCAUAGGUUCAUAGGUUCAUACUAGGCUAUCUGCCCAAGGGCAUUUAUAAGCCUAGCCCAU
This is a messenger RNA of Protopterus annectens (West African lungfish), 3328 nucleotides long. Its product is annotated as transient receptor potential cation channel subfamily V member 5-like. Bases 388 to 2691 code for a protein of 767 amino acids. Gene Ontology annotation, molecular function: calcium channel activity; protein binding. The transcript has 16 exons. Gene Ontology annotation, cellular component: membrane. Lineage: Eukaryota; Metazoa; Chordata; Ceratodontiformes; Protopteridae. The record is from RefSeq and is a predicted model, not a curated record. Gene Ontology annotation, biological process: calcium ion import across plasma membrane.